Parascedosporium putredinis is the source of this 846-nucleotide messenger RNA. NCBI's taxonomy places the organism in Eukaryota, Fungi, Ascomycota, Sordariomycetes, Microascales, Microascaceae. The record is from the annotation of a GenBank genome assembly.
AUGGGGUCCUCAAUGGACCAGCCUCUUCAGCCUGCGGGCGGGAAGGAAAACGAUACUUUGAACAGUAGCCUCGACGUGGAUGAUCCCCAGCUUUGUUUUCUCUACCUGCUCGCCUUUCUCGACCGCACCAACAUUGGAAACGCCAAAAUUGCCGGCCUGUCUGACUCGCUGGGGAUGAGCGGGCCGCAGUAUAAUCUGGCGUUGACCAUCUUCUUUGUUUCGUAUGCGGUGUUUGAACCGCUGACCAAUGUGCUUCUCAAGUCGUGGAGGCCCUCGCGAUUUAUCCCUGUUAUUGUUAUCUUCUGGGGCCUGUCCAUGUUGGGGAUGGGGUUCGUCACGAACUGGUCAGGCCUCAUGGCGGCGCGAUGGUUUCUAGGUCUUACCGAGGCGGGCUUAUUUCCCGGAAUCAACUACUACCUUUCGUGUUGGUUUCUCUCGGAAGAAGAGCGUGCCCGGGUGCUCCGACGACUUCAAGACGAUGGCCAAAGGACGGCGGACACAGAACAGUACAAGUCGGCAUACCUGUGGGCGGCGUUGCGGGAUUGGAAGACGUGGCUGAGCAUGGUGAUUUACAUGGGGUGCGACAUGCCGCUCUAUGCCUUUAGCUUGUUCCUGCCUAGCAUCAUCAAGUCACUAGGCUGGAACACGUCGGUCGUUCGAGCCCAGCUCCUUAGCGCGGCUCCAUACGUCGCGGCGGCCGGGCUCACGGUCGGGGUGGGGUACAUCGCGGAUAGGACGAGAAAGAGAGGGCUAUGCAACCUCGCAGCGUCGGCGCUCGGGAUCGUGGGCUUCGCGAUGCUGCUCGGCAGCGGGGACCCGGCGGUCAAGUAUGCGGCUACCUUUUAG